Hemicordylus capensis (graceful crag lizard) is the source of this 3279-nucleotide messenger RNA. Its product is annotated as alpha-1,2-mannosyltransferase ALG9-like. Gene Ontology annotation, molecular function: alpha-1,2-mannosyltransferase activity; rRNA (uridine-N3-)-methyltransferase activity. Gene Ontology annotation, biological process: rRNA base methylation; protein N-linked glycosylation. Gene Ontology annotation, cellular component: endoplasmic reticulum membrane. The record is from RefSeq and is a predicted model, not a curated record. The transcript is spliced from 19 exons. Lineage: Eukaryota; Metazoa; Chordata; Lepidosauria; Squamata; Cordylidae. Bases 82 to 2490 code for a protein of 802 amino acids.
UGCUCGCGCUCUCGCCGGCGGAAGUGACGCAUAAACUCGCGCGACGCCGGUUUCUGGGGCAGAUUGCAAGGCUCUGACAGCAUGAGACCUAUGCAUCAUCGACAGCGCCUCCUCCUGAUUGGGGAAGGAAACUUUUCCUUUGCUGCCAGUUUGUGCAAAGUGGCAGACUGUGAGACUUACAUCACUGCUACCUGCUAUGAGAGUGAAGAGACUGUUUCUAAACAAGCACUUGCCAAAACCAAUAUCCAGUAUCUGAGAGACAGAGGGGCUGAAGUUUGCUUUUGUGUCGACUGUACAAACCUGAAGGGCCACUUUUUGCCAACUGAGAGGGAUUUUGACAGAGUUUAUUUCAAUUUCCCCCAUUGUGGGAGAAAAGCUGGGGUAAAAAAGAACAGAGAGCUGCUUGUCAGAUUUUUUAAAAGCUGUGCAGAGGUCCUGGCAGAGAAGGGCGAAGUCCAUGUGGCACUUUGUAGAGGGCAGGGCGGUACCCCUGCAGACCAGCCCAUGAGAGAAUGGCACAACAGCUGGCAAGUCGUAGCUAUGGCAACAGAGGCGGGACUUAUCCUGAGUGAAGUGCAUCCAUUUAACAGCAGGGAUGCUAGUGCAUAUAAGUGUACAGGCUACAGGAGUCAGGACAAAUCUUUCUGCACAGAAGGAGCUUUGAAUCACAUUUUCACACAGAGUUUGCCUCUUCCACACCCCAGGCCUGUGAUCUGUGAAGCAGAGCUGGAAGGCAAGUUAAUUUCCUUCCUCGUUCCAGAGAUAUUUCUAGAUAAGAUUAACAGGCUAUCUGGAAGCAAAGCAGGACACGUCUGGGCCCCUGAAGGAUCGACAGCUUUCAAGUGUCUAAUCUCAGCCAGGUUCUGUGCUGCCCUGCUGAGCAACAUCUCUGACUGUGAUGAGACGUUUAAUUACUGGGAACCUAUGCAUUACCUCGUUUACGGUAAAGGCUUCCAGACAUGGGAAUACUCACCUGCCUACGCCAUCCGCUCCUAUGCAUACUUGUGGCUCCAUGCCUUACCAGCCUUGUUCCAUGCCAGAGUUCUGCAAACAAACAAGGUUCUCAUCUUCUACUUCCUGCGUUGUCUCUUGGCCUUCCUGAGCUGUGUCUGUGAACUUUACUUUUAUAAGGCAGUCUGCAAGAAGUUUGGGCUGCACGUGAGCCGCCUCAUGUUGGCUUUCUUGGUACUCAGCACAGGGAUGUUCUGCUCAGCAGCCGCUUUCCUCCCCAGCAGCUUUUGCAUGUACAGCACAGUGAUAGCAAUGACUGGGUGGUACAUGGAUAAGAUCUCCCUAGCAGUGCUGGGCGUGGCCGCUGGAGCUAUCGUGGGCUGGCCCUUCAGUGCAGCACUUGGGGUUCCAAUUGCCUUUGACUUCCUGGUCCUGAAAGGAAAGUGGAGGAGCUUCCUGAAGUGGUCUGUCGUGGCCUUAUUGGUGUUCCUGGUGCCCCUGGUGGCAGUCGACAGUUAUCACUAUGGGAAGGUGGUGAUUACUCCCCUCAACAUUGUCAUAUACAACAUCUUCACACCGCAUGGACCAGAUCUUUAUGGGACAGAGUCCUGGUCCUUCUACUUUGUAAAUGGCUUUUUAAACUUCAACGUGGCUUUUGCAUUGGCACUCCUGGCCUGGCCCUUGACCUCCCUCAUGGAAAGUCUGCUGCAGAAGUUUCAUGUUCAGAACUUGGGCCGCCCUUACUGGCUGACGCUCUCGCCCAUGUACAUCUGGAUCCUGAUAUUCUUCUGCCAGCCUCACAAAGAGGAGAGGUUCCUGUAUCCCAUCUAUCCCCUUAUUUGCCUCUGUGGAGCCGUGGGCCUCUCCGCCCUCCAGAAAUGCUACCACUUUCUGUUCCAGCGGUACCGUCUAGAGCACUACACAGUCUCUUCCAACUGGCUGGCGCUGGGGACCAUCUUGGUCUUCGGGCUCCUGUCCCUGUCGCGCUCCGUGGCUUUAUUCAGAGGCUAUCAUGGGCCUCUUGACCUGUACCCAGAAUUCCAUAGAAUUGCCACGGAUCCAACAAUCCACACCGUGCCAGAAGGGAGGCCUGUCCACGUUUGUGUAGGGAAGGAAUGGUACCGGUUUCCCAGCAGCUUCCUCCUGCCAGAGAAUUGGCAGCUUCAGUUCAUUCCGUCAGAAUUCAGGGGCCAGUUACCAAAACCAUUUGCCAGGGGGCCAGUGGCCACACGCAUCAUUCCAGCGGAUAUGAAUGACCAAAACCGGGAGGAGCCCUCUAGAUAUUUUGACAUUUCCAAAUGCCACUACCUGGUGGACUUGGACACCGCCACGGAAGCGCCAAGGGAGCCCAGGUACGCCGCCAACAAAGAUGACUGGAUCAGUGUCGCUUACAAGCCAUUCCUGGAUAGUUCAAGGUCUUCCAAGUUGUUCCGGGCCUUCUACAUCCCUUUCUUGUCUGGCCAGCAUACAACCUACGUGAACUAUACCAUCCUGAAGUCCAGGCGCAUGAAGCAAGCCAGGAAAAGAACGGGAGGCUAGAGGCUGCUGGGGGACCCCAAGAGAACCAGCGCGCAGUGGCUGGCUUUCUGCUCUAGGUUUCUCAACCCCACCUCUCCACCCCCAUUUUUGUAGGUGCGUGUGGGGGAUGGCAGAAAGUUCUUGUGUAGGUUUCACGUUUUGGCUGUUUGUUCUGCAAGGUAUUAAGGAAGCACAAGCUGCCAGUGCUUGGGGUUCUGUGCUUUUACUUUAAGAAGUUUUGCCAGGCUGCAGUCUGUUGUUCUCUGACUGAGGUUUGUGAAGAAUUAGCAAGUCCUGGCUGCAGCCUGUCUGCAGGGUAGCACUUCAGGCCCCCUUGCCUCCCCUGGAGGAUUCUUUUUUUUUUUUUUUUAAUUUUGAGAGGCCUUCAAAAGAGGAAGCACAGUGUUGCCUGCAGGAAUACAAAAAGCCUGAUGGGUCGAUGGAGAUACACAAGGAGGCCCUCCCUCAUCUCCUUGGGAAUAAUUUGCACUUUCCAAAACUGUUAAUUACAUAAUUUAGUGGAAUGUGACUUUUGUGUGAAUGGGUUUUAUUUUAAAAAAAAGAAAAAAGACCUCCAUUGUCUUUCAGAUGCUACCAAAAUACAGGUUUUCAGAAGUUUGUGUUUUUCUUCCGUUGGUUGUGGAAGUGUCUGGCUUUGAAAUGUUCUACAUUUUGCAAAGAUGUGGAGAAAGAGCUCUCCUCUUUUCACUGGAACACCCUCUGCUGUGAAAUAUGGCUGUGUUUAAUUCAGUCUGUACCGCAUUAUGAGACAAUGUCUUAAGUGUUGAUUAAAAAUUAGGUUGUGUCCUC